Molecule: messenger RNA, 939 nt
Organism: Grammomys surdaster
Lineage: Eukaryota; Metazoa; Chordata; Mammalia; Rodentia; Muridae
Product: olfactory receptor 8H1-like
Exons: 1
Coding region: 1-939 (312 amino acids)
Biological process (GO): G protein-coupled receptor signaling pathway; sensory perception of smell
Cellular component (GO): membrane
Molecular function (GO): odorant binding; G protein-coupled receptor activity; olfactory receptor activity
Source: RefSeq, a predicted model, not a curated record
AUGACCACUUGGAAUUAUACAAAAGAGUCUGACUUCAUCCUUAUGGGACUGACAGAUUCCAAAGAGAUACAGCUAGUCCUUGCUGUUCUGUUUCUCCUGAUAUACCUGGUCACUGUGUUGGGGAACACAAGCAUGAUGCUGAUCAUUCGUAUAGAAGCUCAGCUUCACACCCCAAUGUAUUUUUUUCUAACACAUCUGUCAUUCCUUGACCUCAGUUACUCAACUGUCAUCACACCUAAAACCUUCGAGAACCUCUUUACCUCCAUCAAAAAUAUUUCUUUCAUAGGUUGUUUCACCCAACUGUACUUUUUUGUUUUGUUUGGUGGUGCUGAAUGUUUUCUUCUCUCAUCCAUGGCAUAUGACCGCUACGUAGCUAUAUGCAAUCCUCUGCACUAUCCAGUUGUUAUGUCCAAAAGACGAUAUCAUGCCCUCCUCACUGGUUCCUACCUGAUGGGAGCUAUAGAUUCUUCUAUCAAUAUGCUUUGUCUAAGCAAGAUGGAUUUCUGUGACUCUCAUGUCAUCAAUCACUUUUUCUGUGACACACCUGCAAUUUUAGCUCUGUCUUGUAAUGAUACAUAUGUCAUUGAAAUGAUAAUAAUCAUUGUCUCUGGUUCAACUCUAAUGGUGUCCCUUCUUACCAUAUCAAUGUCUUAUGCAUCCAUUCUCUCUACCAUCUUGAAAAUCAGUUCUACUUCAGGAAAGCUAAAAGCCUUUUCCACUUGUGCCUCUCAUCUACUGGCAGUCACCAUAUUUUAUAGUACUAUGAUCUUCACUUAUUUAAAACCAAAGAGAUCCUAUUCUUUAGGAAAGGAUCAAGUGGCUUCUGUCUUCUACACAAUUGUGAUCCCCAUGCUGAAUCCACUCAUUUAUAGUCUCAGAAACAAAGAAGUAAAAAAUGCUGUCAGCAGAAUUAUGAAGAAAAGGGAGGACUCCAGAUAA